Messenger RNA from Styela clava, 1792 nucleotides. RefSeq lists its product as uncharacterized. The record is from RefSeq and is a predicted model, not a curated record. Lineage: Eukaryota; Metazoa; Chordata; Ascidiacea; Stolidobranchia; Styelidae.
GUGGAGAUAGAUGCUAAUAGAUUCCUAUAUUGUUCUAUUCAGAUAUAAUAUAUAUAAGCACAACAUAUUUGUGUAAGUGUCUAGAAAACAUAACCAUGCAGUCGACAACUGUCGUUCAACCAAGAAUGCUUCCAGGCGUACCGACUCAGGAAAAACUUCGUCAGCAGUCGAUCUGUUUCCUUGUGAUGGGUAUAACAGUUUUUUUCGUCGGAAUCGGACUAAUCGUGGCUGGAAGUAUUUUUUUCAGUUUUUCAAUUAUUGGACCGGGAGCUGUAAUCCUCGUAUGGUCUAUAAUGUGCUUUAUUAUGGCAUACAGAAGGCACGUAUUAGCAAAAAAUCCCCCAGCUCAAAAUUUUUCUGUACCAAUCGCCCCUCCGCCGGCAGGUAUGGCUCAUAUCAACCAUCCUCCAGUCGUAUUUCAGCAAGGCACGACGAACCCCACUUCGCCACAAACAGGAUACUGGGGAGGACAGCCAACUCAAUAUGGCAUGGGACCUACUUUGCAAACGACUGCGCCGUAUCCAACUCAAGCUUAUACGAACAACGCUUCCGGUGGCGCACCUCCUCCUUAUCCCAUCAUGCCAGGAACGGAUCCGUCACAAACUCAGUAUUCAACUCCUUAUCCAGCACAGCCUGCAUUUUCUCCUCCUUCAUACGAAAGUGCCGUCGACAAAAAAUGAUAAUAUUUUACCGAAUAUGUUAUGAAUAAAAUUUUUCACGACAGUUUAUUGGAAGGUUCGUCAUAUUACACGAUACGUUUUUUUCGCCUGAAUCUCCACUGUUAUCGGACUGUACAGCUACAGUACAUAACAAACGAAAAGUUACGAUACGGAAGGUAAAUUCCGCAUUGAUCGAAAAAGCUAUGAAGUAAUUCAUUAUUGCCGUUUCUCCCUCUACAAGUUGCGUAGACAUCAUUUUAUUAAUUAAUAACAACAGUGAACUUCCUCUGACGAUAUGACAUACCUUUCCUACUGAAGAAAAUGAAUAAUCAUCGAAUCAACUUACCUAGAACAAUGAAUGCAGUGAGACACCAUGAAAUCGUCAACAAGAGCUUCACAUCAUUCUGCCUUCUGUGGCUUGAAUGUAUAUAUACAUGACAAUUUGAAACAAUACUAACAAUAUAUGAAUAACAAUAAAGUGGAGAAAAUAGAACAAACAGUCGCCAGCUCAUUUCACAUGGUGUCAAUUAAUUACAUGGACUUUUUUGCUAGAAAUGGUAGGUUGUAUAGUAUUCCAUCAAAAUGUCGAGUUUUCUAGAAAAGCCGAAACGGAAUAUAUAUGGGGGCGCCGAUGUUGCAUGAAGAACUAGAGAUGCCGAACAUAUAUAUACCUGUUCACUCGCAUGUAUACAUAUCGGAGUUCUAGAAAGUGCGAUUCCUUGCGAUAUUGCAAGCGAUUGCACCAACGUUUCAAGAGAUUGAUCAAAAAAUUCAAGUUUUCCAUUUUGAGUUAAUAGUGCGUAAUAGUAUAAUAUAUAAUCCAUAUUUUAAUGUUAUUGAUUCAUAUGCUGCAUUCCUGUUUAGUCAAACCUCCUUGUCCAGAUCAUUUAUAUAAAAUUUGUAUUGCAUUUUUUACGAUUUUAUUAUUGCAUUUUAAAUAUUGCGAAACUUAUAGAAGUGUAUUUUCUUUAUUUGCAUGUCACGAUGUCUUCAUAUGAUAUUUCACUACUUAUCAUUUAAUUUUAUAUCUGUUUUGAAUCAUUAUGUUUCCAGUUCUUAGAAAUAGAAUAUUUAAUAAUCAUUUCCGCUUUUUCAUCAGCAUGAAAUUGAUACAACGACUAUUUUAUGAAUUA